UCAACCCUUUGGUUGAUUCUAGAAUAGAACCACCGCACGCAUCGCCGGCACCUCCAACAGCCACCGCAUAGAGGCAGAGAAAUGUCGAAGACACUGGUGCAGCCGAUAGGGCAGAAGAGGCUUACGAACGUCGCAGUGGUCCGCCUCAAGAAACACGGCAACCGCUUCGAAAUUGCUUGCUACAAGAACAAAGUCCUCUCUUGGCGCUCUCGCGUAGAGAAAGAUUUGGAUGAAGUCUUGCAGUCUCAUACAGUUUAUUCCAAUGUUUCAAAAGGUGUUCUUGCUAAGUCAAAAGAUUUACUGGCGGCAUUUGGGACAGAUGAUCAAACUAAAAUAUGUUUGGAGAUUUUGGAGAAAGGAGAGCUACAAGUUGCAGGGAAGGAGAGAGAGUCUCAACUAUCCAGUCAAUUUAGGGAUAUUGCCACAAUAGUUAUGCAGAAGACUAUUAAUCCUGAAACUCAACGACCUUAUACCAUAAGUAUGAUUGAACGACUAAUGCAUGACAUACAUUUUGCUGUUGAUCCACAUAGCAGCUCAAAGAAACAGGCACUAGAAGUAAUUCGCGAGCUUCAAAAGCACUUUCCCAUCAAAAGGUCCCCCAUGAGACUGCGAUUAACUAUACCUGAAGAGAACAUUUCACCUCUCUUGGAAAAGAUCAAUGGUUGGAAUUCUACCAUUAUUUCAAGAGAUGAAUCGGGAAGUCAGCGAUCCAUAAUCUGUGAAUUGGAGCCAAAUUUUUUUCGUGACUGUGAUGGUCUGGUCAGGAAUCUGCAAGGAAGAUUGGACAUUCUUGCAGUAAAUGUGCACCUAGAUAGUGAUACCCAUGUGGAUAAUUAUGAUGAUCUGGAAGAUGAGCCAUUGAGCACGCAGAAAGAUUCCGUCGGCCCUGUUUCUGAACUGAGUGAGAAAUUGCAGAAGCAGGCCAUUUCUGCCAAAGAUGGGAGUUCUCAGGAUGAAGGAAAACAGCAAAAGUGCAGUACUUGCAAUGCAUUUAUUGGUGAUGCGAAAGCGUAUAGGGAGCAUUUUAAGAGUGAAUGGCAUAAGCACAACCUAAGACGAAAGACCAGGCAACUUCCUCCUCUUACUGCUGAAGAAUGCAUGGCUGACUUGGAACUUGGUGACUCGAGAGCUGAUUUGAAGGAUUAUUCCUUUUGAUUUCAUUCUUGGGGCGCCUUCCUAUUUCUGUUUUCAGCAUGUUCGCAGCAGUUGGCACCAGAGGAUAUGAUGAUGGAUGCUAACAUUUUAUUCUUAUGUACUGUUAUGUUACAACUUGAGAAGUCAGGUUACAUCUCUUGGUGUUUCUAUGAAGGUUCUGAUGUAGUACACGAGAAUGGUUCAUAGAUCUGCGCUUGUCUCACGGAUAGCUAGUAUAAAGGUGUGCAUUUUUGAGUAAAUCUUGGUUCCUUGAUGAUAAAUUAGCUAAGGAAAAUACAUCUGAAAUUGAGCAGUUCGCAUUUGGUGCAUACUACCAGUUGUGGUUA
Sesamum indicum (sesame) is the source of this 1481-nucleotide messenger RNA. Its product is annotated as sequence-specific DNA binding transcription factor. NCBI's taxonomy places the organism in Eukaryota, Viridiplantae, Streptophyta, Magnoliopsida, Lamiales, Pedaliaceae. The record is from RefSeq and is a predicted model, not a curated record. Gene Ontology annotation, biological process: cytosolic ribosome assembly; ribosome biogenesis. Gene Ontology annotation, molecular function: zinc ion binding; nucleic acid binding.